AUGAAAAUGCAGGGCGGAGGGCGACGGCGAGGCGCUGCUUUGCUGGCUAAGAGCUGUUCGCUUGCUACUGCUGCUGCUGCUGCUGCUACUUCUGGUGGUUCACUUCAGACGGUCGACGACGGACGAGAGCGAGUGAUUGUGAAGGAUGCUGCCGAUCGUGGAUCGAAGUUUCGACCAAUCCUGUGA
This is a messenger RNA of Peronospora matthiolae, 186 nucleotides long. Lineage: Eukaryota; Oomycota; Peronosporomycetes; Peronosporales; Peronosporaceae. The record is from the annotation of a GenBank genome assembly.